Molecule: messenger RNA, 3651 nt
Organism: Fulvia fulva
Lineage: Eukaryota; Fungi; Ascomycota; Dothideomycetes; Mycosphaerellales; Mycosphaerellaceae
Product: ABC multidrug transporter atrC
Exons: 3
Biological process (GO): transmembrane transport
Cellular component (GO): membrane
Molecular function (GO): ABC-type transporter activity; ATP hydrolysis activity; ATP binding
Source: RefSeq, a predicted model, not a curated record
CGCAUAUUCCACUACGCCGACAAGCUCGAUUAUCUACUUUACGCCUUCGCCCUGGCUGGCGCCGUUGUCACAGGCGCUGCUCUUCCAUUGACGACACUGAUCUUCGGAAAAUCUGUAGCAUCGUUCAGCGGCGUGUCGACACAGGGUAAUACACAAGAGUUCCAAUCGAGGGUCAAUCAGCUCGUCCUCUACUACGUCUACAUCUUUGUAGGCCGUUUUGUCAUCGGAUAUGUCGCGACACUCUGUGUGUGCGUGGCUGGUGCCAGAACAACGCGAUCCAUGAGGACAGCAUUCUUCGAGUGCAACUUGCGACAAGAAAUCUGGCAUUUUGACAAGCCGAGCACUGGGUCGAUCGCUGCUCAGGUCACCACUAACGGGAAUCGCAUCAACCAAGGUAUUGCUGAGAAGCUCUACUCUACCGUCGGCGGCCUGUCACUCUUCUUCUCAUCGUACAUCGUCGCGCUCGCUGUUCAGUGGAAGCUCGCACUGAUAACCAUGACGAUCGUACCAGCAAACUUUCUGAUAUUCGGAGUCUGCCUGCAUUUCGCCAUCUCCAUCGACGAACGGGUUACAAGAACCUACUCCCGAGCCUUGGUUGUGGCCCAAGAGGCCAUCAGCUCUAUCAAGACGAUAAAAGCAUUCGGAGCUGCGCUACAGACAGUGAAGAAAUACGACGCAUUCUUGACGGAAGCACAUCAGAUAGGACUUGCGAAAUCGCCUUUGAUGGGAAUAUUCUUCUCGACAUCGGUCUUCUUGGUCUUGGCAGGCACUGCGCUUGCUUUCUGGGAAGGAUACAGGCUCUACGCGAGCGGAGAAGUCAACGAUGUUGGGACUGUGUUCACGGUAGUUCUGAGCGUCACCCUCGGAGCGACUUCCAUCAUAACAAUGUUGCCGUCCCUCGAGGCCGUCAGCGCCGCUUCAUCCGCUGCUGGAGAGCUGUUCGAGGUCAUGGACAAGAAGACGCUUCUCGACCCACUCUCUCCUGAUGGUGAGAAGCCUGCAAGCUUGACUGGAGACAUUGAGAUAAAGGACCUUCACUUCGCCUAUCCUUCUCGUCCUUCAGCCGAAGUACUACAAGGAAUGACAUUGAAACUACCGGCUGGCAAGACUACGGCUCUCGUUGGAGCAAGUGGAUCGGGCAAAUCGACAAUCGUUGGCUUGCUCGAGCGAUGGUAUGUCCCCUCUACUGGCACGAUCCUCCUUGACGGUCUCGAUAUUGCCAAGUACAAUGUCAAGUGGUUGAGAAGCAAUAUCCGGCUGGUGCAGCAAGAGCCUAUCUUGUUCCAAGGUACAAUCUUUGAAAAUGUGGCUAAAGGUCUCAACGAGGAGCAGCUCGCACUUCCGCAAGCCAAACGAUUAGAGCUAGUGAAACAGGCGUGCAGGUCAAGCAAUGCGCACGACUUUGUAGAGCGUCUUCCCCAUGGCUAUGAUACACAAGUCGGCGAGCGAGCGAGCAUGCUCAGUGGAGGCCAACGACAACGCCUCUCGAUCGCCAGAAGCAUCAUUUCUGAUCCAAAGGUCCUUCUACUGGACGAGGCUACCAGUGCACUAGAUCCAAGGCGAGUUCUCCUAACCACUCUCAUCAUCGCACAUCGCCUGUCCACGGUAAAGGCAGCUGACAACAUUGCAGUCGUCGCGAAUGGCAAGAUUGUUGAGCAAGGCAGCCACCAGGAGCUUCUUCAUCAGGACGGUCUCUAUGCAGCUGUGGCCAAUGCGCAGGAUCUAGGAAAUCACGACGACAAGGAGCAACCAACAGAUAUGGAGUUUUUCGACGCCGAGGAUGAGACUAUGUUUUCCAAGACCACAGUCAAGACCGAUUCCAACGUGAUAACGCAAGACAAGGUCGAGCAAGCGAAUGCGGCAUCAGCUGGGUACUCUCUACUCCGAUCCGUGCUUACAAUGUUAUCGGAGCAUCCAGACCUGUACCUCCAAUAUGCCGUCAUCUCAUUCGGUUGCAUAAUCGCUGGGGGGACAUAUCCAGCACAGGCCAUCCUGUUGUCUCGACUGAUUGGCGUAUACUCACUGCAAGGUGAAGAGGCUGGUCGACAAGCCAACUUCUUCGCUCUCAUGUUUUUCGUCCUUGCACUCGCCAACCUAUUCGCCAAGUUCGGCGUUGGCUGGUGCUGCAACAAUGUGGGACAAGUUAUUACUCACCGAUACCGUCGAGAGAUGUUGCAAUUAGUAUUGCGUCAAGAUCAGGACUUCUUCGAUCGUCCUGAGAAUGCAUCAGGCUCGCUCAGCUCGCAACUCUCUUCGGUACCAGCUGCAGUACAGGAACUGAUGUCAGCCAACUUUGGACUCAUCCUGAACGUCCUCACCAACGCGAUCUCCAGCAGUAUCGUUGCAAUAGCAUUUGGAUGGAAGCUCGGCCUCGUCAUGGUCUUCGGCGGUCUGACGAUCAUACUCGUUGGUGGUUACAUGCGCAUACGCCUCGAUCAGAAACUGGACGCUGUGACCGGCGAACAGUUUUCUGCCAGCGCGGGACUAGCGACAGAAACUGUUACAGCAAUCAAGACAAUCAGCUCGUUGACCCUCGAAACGACAGUACUACGACAGUACAGCGACGCCAUGCAAGAUAUUGUGAGCUCAGUCAUCAAAGGCUCCUUCGUCGCCUUGCUACCUUAUGCCAUAUCCCAGUCUGUGGAUUUCCUCGUCAUAGCACUUGGGUUCUGGUAUGGGUCAACACUAGUCGCACAAGGAGAAUAUACUGUGAAUCAGUUCUUUGUUGUGUUUCUUUGCAUCGUCUUCGGUGGUCAAGGAGCAGCACAGUUCUUCGGCUACACAAAGUCGAUCACCAAAGCAAAAGUGGCAGCCAAUUACAUGUUCUGGCUACGCGCGCUCAAUCCAACCAUAGGCGAAACGCCAACGAACCAGAACGAAGCUCCUCGUGGCGAAUCUGCAAACCUCGCAGCAGAGAACGUCGACUUCCAAUACAAGCAGCGGACGGUCUCGAAGGUGUUGCAGCAAAUCUCCUUCAGAGUCAAAUCUGGAGCUCAUGCCGCCUUUGUCGGGCCUUCUGGAUGCGGCAAGAGUACGAUCAUCUCACUGUUGAUGAGGUUCUACGAUCCAGUCAGUGGUCGAAUUCUGUUCAACGAGGAUGACAUCUCGACUCUCUCUCCAGCUCUCUAUCGCCAAGAGAUGUCUCUUGUACAGCAGGAGCCACCGCUGUACUCAAGCUCUGUACGGGCCAACAUCACUCUUGGACUGGAUCAUGAAGCUUCCGAAGAAGAAGUACUCGAAGCUUGUCGACAAGCACAUGUUUUGGACUUUAUCCAAGCCUUGCCUGAAGGCCUGCACACUCCCUGUGGCUCGAAUGGACUGCAAUUCUCUGGAGGUCAACGACAGCGCAUUGCGAUAGCUCGAGCCCUGAUACGAAACCCACGACUUCUGUUGUUGGACGAGGCGACCAGUGCUCUCGAUACACAGAGUGAGCGGAUCGUUCAGCAGGCGCUAGAUAGUGCUGCCGCCGAUUCAAGUCGAACGACGAUUGCCGUGGCCCAUCGACUCAGUACGAUCAAGAACGCAAAUGUAAUCUUCGUUAUGGAAGAUGGACGCAUCGUCGAGACUGGCACCCAUGACCAACUUCUACAGCAAAGAGGCAGAUACUAUGCUAUGUGUCUGGCUCAAGCGCUGGAUCAAGCGCAUGAUUGA